AUGCAACAGCGACGUGUGUUAGGUGGUGGCUCAAGCCAGUGGAUGGUCAGUUUGAUUAUGUUCUGUAAGUUGCAUCAGCAGGCAGCGCUUGCUCGUUUGCUCCUGCAACUUUACCGGACGUGUGUGCUGGACCUACCAGCAAUUUAUGUGUUACACAACGUACCAAUCAAAUUCAUCAAAUGUGAAUCAUCAGAGGGUAGUCCUACCCCCAUCAUUACUUGGUAUAUGGACAAAGACACACCCUCGGGUUACACCGACGAUGUAAAUAUCACUGAGGAAAGCUUGAGUUAUGUAGCAGGAGACCGAACGACAAGCACUCUGACAAUUAUUCCUUCACAGGAACAGCACGGGGCUAUCAUUUACUACAAGGUCUCAAAUGGGUACGGGUCGAUCAUAUCAGAGAGGAAACCCCGUAGUGACGUGUUGGUCGCCCCAUCCACACCAAAAGUUCUGUACAAGAAUGUGAUUGUUGACACCAUUACUGUGAUACAAAAUAGCUCUGUAUCGCUGGAAUGUGCCUCUUCUGGGAAUCCAACGCCUAACAUAUCAUGGAAAUUAACUAAUGGCUCUGUUAUUUAUAACGGAGUUAUUGAACUGAAAUGUAUGCAAAGUAUGAACGCAGUUACGCUCACCUGCACGGCCACAAGUGACAUGCAGCCAACAAGCGGAAAUAAUGGAUCCUCUCCAUCGAUUGGGGCUGCAGUGGGAGGGGCUGUAGGUGGAACUGUCGUGAUAGUCAUAGUGUUUGGGAUGUUUAUAUUAUGGAAGAAAUCUAAAGGAUUAACGUCUCUCCUGUCAGUUCCAGCUCCGAGUAUGAAGCCUACCGUGUUGACAAUAAUUGUGCAAAGGAAGAAAACAGCUAUGUGA
Dreissena polymorpha is the source of this 867-nucleotide messenger RNA. RefSeq names its product hemicentin-2-like. Gene Ontology annotation, cellular component: plasma membrane; neuronal cell body; axon. Bases 1 to 867 code for a protein of 288 amino acids. Lineage: Eukaryota; Metazoa; Mollusca; Bivalvia; Myida; Dreissenidae. The record is from RefSeq and is a predicted model, not a curated record. Gene Ontology annotation, biological process: synapse organization; homophilic cell-cell adhesion. The transcript is spliced from 6 exons. Gene Ontology annotation, molecular function: axon guidance receptor activity.